Messenger RNA from Olea europaea var. sylvestris, 1156 nucleotides. RefSeq names its product ATP-dependent Clp protease proteolytic subunit 2, mitochondrial-like. The record is from RefSeq and is a predicted model, not a curated record. Gene Ontology annotation, molecular function: serine-type endopeptidase activity; ATP-dependent peptidase activity; ATPase binding. The transcript is spliced from 3 exons. The coding region runs from base 75 to 797 and encodes 240 amino acids. Gene Ontology annotation, biological process: protein quality control for misfolded or incompletely synthesized proteins. Lineage: Eukaryota; Viridiplantae; Streptophyta; Magnoliopsida; Lamiales; Oleaceae. Gene Ontology annotation, cellular component: endopeptidase Clp complex.
AUGCCAUUUUCCCUAAUCCUAUACGGUUUCCCUUCCAAGUAGUAACUGAAAAACCCUAAUAGAAGAUUUUCGCAAUGAUGCGGAGCUUCCUUUCUCGCAAGCUAUGGAGUGGAAUUAACAGCAUUAGCCCCUGUAAUUCGUCAAACUCGUAUAGAUUUUACAGUCUGAUUCCAAUGGUGAUUGAGCACUCUUCCCGCGGGGAGCGCGCCUACGACAUUUUCUCUCGUUUGCUUAAGGAGAGGAUCAUUUGCAUCAAUGGACCUAUCUCUGACGACACUGCCCACGUCGUCGUUGCCCAGCUCCUCUUCCUCGAGUCUGAGAAUCCUUCUAAACCCAUCCACAUGUACCUCAACUCCCCCGGUGGUGCUGUCACUGCCGGUCUUGCUAUCUAUGAUACAAUGCAGUACAUCCGAUCUCCAAUCAACACCACGUGUCUGGGCCAAGCUGCAUCGAUGGCUUCUCUUCUCUUGGCUGCUGGUGCAAAGGGUGAGAGACGUUGUCUCCCAAAUGCUACCAUUAUGAUCCAUCAGCCUUCUGGUGGAUACAGUGGGCAGGCUGAGGACAUGAAAAUACAUACCAAGCAGAUUGUUCGUGUUUGGGAUGCGUUGAAUGCACUAUACUCCAAGCAUACUGGACAACCUAUUGAAGUAAUUCAGAAGAAUAUGGAUCGUGAUUAUUUCAUGACACCGGAAGAGUCGAAGGACUUUGGUAUUAUAGAUGAGGUCAUAGAUCAGAGACCAGUGUCCCUGGUGACUGAUGCUGUUGCAGAUGAUGGCAAAGAUAAAGGUUCAAACUAGAGAUUACGGUUCUCUUGGUUCCUGUGAUGCAUUUUCCCGUCAUAUGAUCUUGGGAAUUCUUUUGGGCGGCCUACCUAGCACUUGUUAUGAGCACACGUUGAUUUCUUAUUCCUCCAUCUUCUUUCUUGAGCGCAAGUUGUGCGUUUUCCUUUCGACCACCUCCCUCGCUUUAUGUUUAUGAUAAUCGCUGCAGCAUAGAAAGGUCCAUUUUUGACACUGAUGGGGAUUAUAUGUUACUGUUUAUCAUUACGGACCAAAUAAAAAGUAAGUUUGUAUGAAUUUGCUAAUGUUUUACGGGAUACUCAGCUUUCUUGUCUUUGAAUUUAGUACUUGAGAUUUUAAUAUAAGCUGUAUGAAUA